UUUCAAGAGGCUUUUAUUCCGAAAAACGUGACUCGUUUCCGUUAUAGCCCGGCGCGAGUCUGCGCAGUAAGAACCCAACCCGGAAAAAACAGAAAUGCGUAAUCGCCCAUCGGCUUGAAGUCGCCUCGGCAGUACCUGUUUGUAACACAAUGGCUGCUGUGGUGACGUCAGAGGAGCAGAAGUUCUGCUUGCAGGAAGUCCUCUCCACUGUCAAGGUGUGUCUGUCUGAAAACAACGACGUCAUCCUGCAAAACUACGUGGCGUGCUGGCGCGGGCUCGUCAAGUUCUUGAACAGCCUGGGCGCCGUCUUCGGCUUCAUCUCCAAGGACGCGGUCGGCAAGAUCCAGAUCCUGGUGAACCUGCUGAACGGAGAAGCGUCCUCCCGCUACGAGACCGUGCAGUCUAUGGUCCGGUAUGAGCUGGACAACGGCCUGGUGGACCUGGAGAAGCGGGGCGGCCACCCGGAGUCGGGCUGCCGCACCCUGCUGAGGCUGCACCGCGCGCUCCGGUGGCUGGAGCUCUUCCUGGAGCGCCUGAGGACCAGCGAGGAGGACGGCAAGACCUCCGCCAUGUGCGCCGAGGCCUACAACGAGUCGCUGGCGCGGCACCACCCGUGGGUGGUGCGCAAGGCCGCCGGCGUGGCCUUCUGCGUGCUCCCGGGCCGCGCCACCUUCUUGGAGGUGAUGAACGUGGGCCCGCCGGAGAAGGCGGUGGCCAUGCUGGGGGAAGCGGUGCCGCUCAUUUCUGAGGUGUACCGGGUCACGGAAGAACUUUACGCCAAGAACAACAUGCUGGACUUGCCCUGAAACCUUCACUUUCAACAUGGCUGCUACUUUAGGGACUGUGCAAUAUCUGCAUGGCGGGACCACUACAAUAUGUCUACUGCGUGUACCGUAUUUUUCGGAGUAUAAGUCGCACCGGCCGAAAAUGCAUAAUAAAUAAGGAAAAAAACAUAUAUAAGUCGCACUGGAGUAUAAGUCGCAUUUUUUGGGGGAAAUGUAUUUGAUAAAAGCCAACACCGAGAAUAGACAUUUGAAAGGCAAUUUAAAAUAAAUAAAGAAUAGUGAACAACAGGCUGAAUAAGUGUACGUUAUAUGAGGCAUAAAUAACCAACUGAGAACGUGCUUGGUAUGUUAACGUAACAUAUUAUGGUAAGAGUCAUUCAAAUAACUAUAACAUAUAGAACAUGCUAUACGUUUACCAAACAAUCUGUCACUCCUAAUCGCUAAAUCCCAUGAAAUCUUAUACGUCUAGUCUCUUACGUGAAUGAGCUAAAUAAUAUUAUUUGAUAUUUUACGCUAAUGUGUUAAUAAUUCCACACAUAAGUCGCUCCUGAGUAUAAGUCGCACCCCCGGCCAAACUAUAAAAAAACUGCGACUUAUAGUCCGAAAAAUACAGUAAAUGUAACAUAAUUGUUUUCAUAAAUGUAACAUAAUUGGUUUCGUAAUUAUAACCAUUGGUCCCGUAAAUGUAACUUAAUUGGUUCUAUAAAUGUAACAAUGAGUUCUGUAAAUGUAACAUAAUUGGUUCCAUAUAUGUAAUGGAUCCGUAAAUGUAACAAUUGUUUUCAUAAAUGUAACAUAAUUGGUUUUGUAAAUAUAACAAUUGGUUCCAUAAAUGUAACAUAAUGGGUUCCGUAAGUGUAACAUGAUGGUAACUUAAUUGGUUCCAUAAAUGUAACAAGGGAUGGGUGGAUGGAAAUGUAACAAUGGGUUCCGUAAAUGUAACAUAAUUGGUUCCAUAUAUGUAACAAUUGGUUCCGUAAAUGUAAAUAUGGGCUCCGUAAAUGUAACAUAAUUGUUUUCUUAAAUGUUACAUACCGUAUUUUUCGGAGUAUAAGUCGCUCCGGAGUAUAAGUCGCACCGGCCGAAAAUGCGUAAUAAAGAAGGAAAAAAACAUAUAAGUCGCACUGGAGUAUAAGUCACAUUUUUUGGGGGAAAUGUAUUUGAUAAAAACCUAACACCAAGAAUAGACUUUUGAAAGGCAAUUUAAAAUAAAUAAAGAAUAGUGAACAACAGGCUGAAUAAGUGUACGUUAUAUGACGCAUAAAUAACCAACUGAGAAGGUGCCUGGUAUGUUAACGUAACAUAUUAUGGUAAGAGUCAUUCAAAUAACUAUAACAUAUAGAACAUGCUAUACGUUUACCAAACAAUCUGUCACUCCUAAUCGCUAAAUCCCAUGAAAUCUUAUACGUCUAGUCUCUUACGUGAAUGAGCUAAAUAAUAUUAUUUGAUAUUUUACGCUAAUGUGUUAAUAAUUUCACACAUAAGUCGCUCCUGAGUAUAAGUCGCACCCCCGGCCAAACUAUAAAAAAACUGCGACUUAUAGUCCGAAAAAUACAGUAAAUGUAACAUAAUUGUUUUCAUAAAUGUAACAUAAUUGGUUUCGUAAUUAUAACCAUUGGUCCCGUAAAUGUAACUUAAUUGGUUCUAUAAAUGUAACAAUGAGUUCUGUAAAUGUAACAUAAUUGGUUCCAUAUAUGUAAUGGAUCCGUAAAUGUAACAAUUGUUUUCAUAAACGUAACAUAAUUGGUUUUGUAAAUAUAACAAUUGGUUCCAUAAAUGUAACAUAAUGGGUUCCGUAAGUGUAACAUGAUGGUAACUUAAUUGGUUCCAUAAAUGUAACAAGGGAUGGGUGGAUGGAAAUGUAACAAUUGAUUCCGUAAAUGUAAAUAUGGGCUCCGUAAAUGUAACAUAAUUGUUUUCUUAAAUGUUACAUACCGUAUUUUUGGGAGUAUAAGUCGCUCCGGAGUAUAAGUCGCACCGGCCGAAAAUGCGUAAUAAAGAAGGAAAAAAACAUAUAUAAGUCGCACUGGAGUAUAAGUCACAUUUUUUGGGGGAAAUGUAUUUGAUAAAAACCUAACACCAAGAAUAGACUUUUGAAAGGCAAUUUAAACUAAAUAAAGAAUAGUGAACAACAGGCUGAAUAAGUGUACGUUAUAUGAGGCAUAAAUAACCAAAUGAGAACGUGCCUGGUAUGUUAACGUAACAUAUUAUGGUAAGAGUCAUUCAAAUAACUAUAACAUAUAGAACAUGCUAUACGUUUACCAAACAAUCUGUCACUCCUAAUCGCUAAAUCCCAUGAAAUCUUAUACGUCUAGUCUCUUACGUGAAUGAGCUAAAUAAUAUUAUUUGAUAUUUUACGCUAAUGUGUUAAUCAUUUCACACAUAAGUCGCUCCUGAGUAUAAGUCGCACCCCCGGCCAAACUAUGAAAAAAACUGCGACUUAUAGUCCGAAAAAUACGGUAAGUUUUUUAUUAUAUCUUUUAGCAUUCAUUGACUGUAAAACAAUGUGUACUGUUAAAUGUGUCCUCACAUUUAGUGUAGUGACGGCCUUCGUCAUUUUAACACAAAUCAAGAGCAAGUAUUUGUUGUACAAAACCCAAAACCAGUGAAGUUGGCACGUUGUGUAAAUGGUAAAUAAAAACAGAAUACAAUGAUUUGCAAAUCCUUUUCAACUUAUAUUCAAUUGAAUAGACUGCAAAGACAAGAUAUUUCAUGUACACACUGAGAAACGUCAUUUUUUUGGGCAAAUAAUCGUUAACUUAUACCAGUGGUUCUUUACGGAGCCCCUAAAGCGGGGGUCGGCAACCCGCGGCUCUAGAGCCGCAUGCGGCUCUUUAGCGCCGCCCUAGUGGCUCUCUGGAGAUUUUUCAAAAAUGUAUGAAGAAUGGAAAAAGAUGAGGGGAAAAAAAAAUCUAUUUUUUUGUUUUAGUAUGGUUUCUGUAUGAGGACAAACAUGACACAAACCUCCCUAAUUGUUAUAAAGCACACUGUUUAUAUUAAAUAUGCUUCACUCAUUCGAGUAUUUUGCGAGCGCCGCUUUGUCCUACUUAUUUUGGCGGUCCUUGAACUCA
This is a messenger RNA of Entelurus aequoreus (snake pipefish), 3856 nucleotides long. RefSeq names its product ceramide-1-phosphate transfer protein (gene cptp). The record is from RefSeq and is a predicted model, not a curated record. Gene Ontology annotation, cellular component: cytosol; cytoplasm; membrane. Gene Ontology annotation, biological process: intermembrane lipid transfer; ceramide transport. Gene Ontology annotation, molecular function: ceramide 1-phosphate transfer activity; ceramide 1-phosphate binding. Lineage: Eukaryota; Metazoa; Chordata; Actinopteri; Syngnathiformes; Syngnathidae. The coding region runs from base 150 to 806 and encodes 218 amino acids. The transcript has 3 exons.